UGGCGAGGUUGUCGUGAGGAACGGGAGGGCUUCGGAUAGCGACACGCACAUCCAAGACACGCGAGAUGUCUUUUGGAGGUACCCGCUGGCUCCCAGCAAUCCCUUGGCACUCCUGCCCAUGGCACCUCGCCCGGGGCCCCCCGACCGAGCGGCCUGGACCGUGGCCGACCUGCUGCGGUUCUCUCCCCCGCCCUGCUCCCCGCCGCCCCCGCCACGACGCCCGCUUUGGAGCCGCUACCGCCUGUCGGAAAGCAUGAAGGGCCUGCUAGUGGCACUCCUGGGGGGCGGCGUCCCGGCCGGCUUCGUGGCGCCGUUCACCCGAAUGGCCAACGAGGCCUCCGGCAUCCCUUCGCUGGAGAUCCUCCUCUUCCGCUGCAUCCUGCACCUCCUCUUUGCGUGCUACCUGCGUUGCCAGAAGGCUCCUUGCUUCGGGCCGCCGGAGGCCCGCCAGCGGACGGUCCUCCACGCCUCCAUCAACGUCAUCUCAAUCGGCUGCGCCUACAGCUCCUUCAUGGUGGUGCCCAGCGGGAACGCCGCAACCGUCCGCAAGGGCUCGUCGACCAUAUGCUCCGUCCUGCUGGCGCUGUGCAUCGAGAACGGCAGCCUGACGGGCUACGACUGGUUCGGGUUGGUGGGCAGCACCCUGGGCCUGAUCAUCAUGGUAGUGCCCGACCUCCUGGACCUCGACAAGAGCACGCAGCUGUACGACACGUUCGGCUAUGCCCUGGCCUGCCUCGGAGGGAUGGCGCUGGCGCUGGGGCUGGUCAUCUUCCGGGCCCUGGACUUCCCGGCCAAGCUGGUGACAGUGGCCUUCCUCUUCGGCGUGGUGGGAAGCCUGGUCUGCUCUCCGGCCAUGUUCCUCCUCCAGCAACCCGUCAUGCCCCUCGACCCCCUGACCUGGACUUGCGUGGCGGCCAUCAGCUUUCUGGCGUUGGUCUCCUUCCUGUGUGCCAGCUACGCCGUCACCAAGGCGCACCCGGCCCUGGUGUGCGCCGUGCUGCACUCCGAGGUGGUGGUGACGCUGGCGGUCCAGUACUACGUCCUGCGCGAAGCCGUCACGCCCUUUGACAUCAUGGCGGGGGUCAUUCUCGGAAGCAUAGUCAUCAUCACGGCCCAGAACAUCAGCUGUGACGCGGCCGAAGAGGACGAGGACGCCAGCGUCCAACUGAAGGACAGCACAUAGCCGCGGCGAGGCACAAGGUUCGAGCAGACUCCAGGAGGACGGACCGGAAGCAGGGACCUUCCAAAGGACCGGCCAGCGAGGGCGUCGCAGCUUUAAACUCCGCCUGCCCGCCCCCAACGGACAAGAUGGUGGUGAGGCUUUGGACGAGGUAGCUGUCCGUUGCCUUUUGGACAUCUGGGUGGAAAACGGCCCCAAAACCUUUUCUAAGGAAAGGCCAGCGGACUUGGCUGGGACAGCUGCUGGGUUGCCUGCUUCUCAGAAAGCGGGUUCAGGGAAAUGCCUAAGCCUGUGGUUUUGGUUUGAUUUUUUAUUGAGCAUUACGAUUUUUUAUCGUCACGAUAUCAAUCACAUCCAAAGGGGGGGGGAAUACAUUUCCCAUGUUUCCCCCUCCCGUCACGACUUCCCUAAACUUCGUGUGUGUUUUUUUACAUAUUAACUUCUCUUGCUUGCUUAUAACUUGCUUAUAAGGUUUUUACAAUAAUAAUUAUUGUUCUCUUAUCAUUUUAGCAUCAUCAUCAUCAUAUUUUCCGUAUUUAUUCUGUUAAUUGUGUUUGGUCGAAACUUGCUAGUGAGUCCAUUUCUUUAGAUUGUUUCUUUAGGUGUGUCGUAAAGGUUUCCCAGUCUUUCUUGAA
This is a messenger RNA of Podarcis muralis (Common wall lizard), 1815 nucleotides long. RefSeq names its product solute carrier family 35 member G6 (gene SLC35G6). Gene Ontology annotation, cellular component: membrane. NCBI's taxonomy places the organism in Eukaryota, Metazoa, Chordata, Lepidosauria, Squamata, Lacertidae. The record is from RefSeq and is a predicted model, not a curated record.